UACAUCCAUCUCCUGCAUCCUACACCAAACUCUCCCAUAAAGAGAAAGCAAACCAAAGCAUGCUGAAGAAGGAAAGCGAAAGCCACCGAUCCAUCUCCCUCUAAAAACUCCUCCUUUUCCUUCUCCUCUCCACUAUCUCUAUAACACUUUAAUUAUCUCCCCUUCUUCUGCUCUCCCACAAUCAGCCUAAAAUGAAAGCCAGAAGAAAAUUAGAAGAGUGAUUUAUAUAUAUAUUUUUUCUCCCUUCUCUUCUUUUAUCAGACACCAUGGGUAGGUCUCCCUGCUGCGAAAAGGCGCACACAAACAAAGGUGCUUGGACUAAGCAAGAAGAUGAACGCCUCAUAGCUUACAUCAAAGCUCAUGGGGAAGGAUGUUGGCGCUCUCUUCCUAAGGCUGCAGGUUUGCUCAGAUGUGGCAAGAGCUGUCGUCUACGUUGGAUCAACUAUCUUCGGCCUGAUCUCAAAAGAGGUAACUUUACUAAGGAGGAGGACGAACUCAUAAUCAAGCUUCAAUCCCAUUUGGGCAACAAGUGGUCGUUAAUUGCGGGACAGUUGCCCGGCAGAACAGAUAAUGAGAUCAAGAACUACUGGAACACUCAUAUCAAGCGAAAGCUCCUCAAUUGCAGCAUUGACAUACAGUCAAAUCACUCUAUCGUCAAGAGAAAAUAUUAUGUCCGGUCGUCUGCAUGUGCAGAUGACCAAUGGCCGGGCGUCAGGGCUUCCCCAUCCGCCACUUCAUAUGUGGAUGAGGUGUAUGACGAGUUAUCACCGGGCUAUUCAUCGUCCGCACCUGCGAACGACGGGCACAAUAUUUUCUCCAACGUCAAGGCUACAACCACCGUCUCAUUAAAAACAACAACAACAUCGGAUGCCAACAGUCAAUCCAUAAUAACAGAAGAAGACGGGUGCAAGAAUUUGCAUGGGUUACCAGACCUCAACCUUGAGCUCACCAUUAGCCUACCUUCAACUUCACGGGUGCCAAUUGCAUCUAGAGAUAAUAGUAGUCCAUACAUGUGCUUGUGUGACAGUUUAGGGUUUCCAAGGGUAGCAAUAGCCUGCAGAUGUAAUAUGUUGCAGAGCUGAUAUUACUUGAUGAAUUGUGUUGGUGAAAUUAAUGUAUGGCUAAGUCUUGCUACUAAGUGGAAAAGAAAUUCUUGGUAGCUAUAAAUUUAUACUAGCACUGUUUGUUGGCUCUA
Molecule: messenger RNA, 1195 nt
Organism: Phalaenopsis equestris
Lineage: Eukaryota; Viridiplantae; Streptophyta; Magnoliopsida; Asparagales; Orchidaceae
Product: transcription repressor MYB6-like
Exons: 3
Coding region: 267-1082 (271 amino acids)
Source: RefSeq, a predicted model, not a curated record